Molecule: messenger RNA, 1776 nt
Organism: Oppiella nova
Lineage: Eukaryota; Metazoa; Arthropoda; Arachnida; Sarcoptiformes; Oppiidae
Source: the annotation of a GenBank genome assembly
AUGUCUGAAACCGAAGUUUCAAGAGAAAAGUUUACCAAUAAAUUUGAAUAUUUCUUGACUUCAUUGAGUUAUGCGGUGGGCUUAGGAAAUGUUUGGAGAUUCCCGUAUUUGUGUUUUAAGAACGGCGGAGGCUCCUUCUUGAUACCAUACCUCUUAAGUCUAGUAUUGAUUGGAUUCUCAUUCUUUGUAUUGGAAUCAUCUUUGGGACAGUUCUCAAGUGAAGGCCCAAUGACUGUAUGGAAAAUAUCGCCACUAUUUAAAGGGAUUGGAGUUGCCAUGUAUUGCUUUCAGUUGUUUGUGAUGAACACAUACGUUGGAAUUUACUACAACAUGGUAGUGGCCUGGGCUAUUUAUUAUUUGUACGCCACAUUCACGGCACUACCAGACCUGCCAUGGACUAACUGCAAUAAUACCUGGAAUACUGAUGACUGCCAUUCAUUGUCUAAAAGCGAAUCCUAUGAUGAAAAUAGGACUCUCAUUAGUCCGAGCGAAGACAAUCACGUGUUGAAUAUGAGUGACGGCAUCGACAACUUGGGUCAACUCAACUACCAUUUGGUCAUAUGUCUGGCCAUUGCGUGGAUUCUAAUGUUUUUAAGUAUUUCCAGAGGUGUCAAAGGAUUGGGGAAAGUGGCCUAUUUUACAGCUAUUUUCCCGUAUAUUAUGAUAACAAUACUAUUAGGAAGGGGUGCAUCUCUGGAGGGGGCAAUCAAUGGCGUAAAAUAUUAUUUAAUCCCUGAGUGGGAAAAACUGAAGGACAUUGGUGUUUGGUCGGACGCCGCCUCACAAAUAUUCUUUUCCCUUUCCAUAUGUAUGGGUGGAGUGAUCACUCUCUCCAGUUAUAAUCCUUUCAAAAAUAAUUGCCUCAAAGAUUCACUUAUAAUCGCUGUUUGUAAUUCACUGACCAGUAUAUAUGCAGGCUUUGCAAUAUUCAGUGUCAUUGGAUUUAUGGCAACAGAUUUGAACAAACCUAUCGCAACUGUAGUUGACCAGGGUGUUGGACUGGCAUUCAUAGCAUACCCAUCAGCCCUGUCAUUAUUACCGGUGGCCCCUCUCUGGUCGUGUCUAUUCUUCCUAAUGAUCUUAACUCUAGGUUUCGGCAGUGAAAUGACUCUCAUUGAAGCCAUUGUUGUGACAAUUGUUGAUCAGUGGCCACAACAGCUCAGACACAGAAAAAUCUGGGUCUUAGCGGGUGUUUGUAUGACCAUGUUUUUAUCCGGACUUUUCAUGUGCUCUAAUGCUGGAAUCUAUAUUCUUCAAUUAAUGGAUACCUAUUGUGUACCAUAUUCUGCACUAUUUAUAGCACUGUUUGAAGUAAUAGCCGUCGCAUGGGUUUAUGGUAUCAACAGAUAUAUGGAGGACAUGAAGAAAAUGUUAGGUUUCUAUCUAUUUCCGCGACACUAUUGGAAAUUUAUAUAUCAAUACUUUUGUCCGCUUGUCAUCGCUGCCCUCCUUAUACUGCAAUUUGUGUUCAAGACCCCAACCAAAUAUGGCAUCUAUGAGUUCCCCGUAUAUUCCGAAGCUAUUGGUUGGAUACUAAGUGUCUCAUCAAUAAUAUUCAUACCUAUAUUUGCUUUUUAUCAAAUAUUUACAACAGGACUUCCAUAUAUUCAGUCUGUGAAAUCAUUAAUACAACCGGACCCGGACUGGUACAAAAACAUUAAUUCCAGUGGUGGUUCCAGUGGAAAGGCGUAUCAAGAAAGUGACCAAAUUAUGUCCAUUUAAUUGAUUUAUUUAUAAAGCAUUUUUAAAUAAUUUUGUAAUUAUAUUUAAAUGGCC